AUGGAUGGACUCCUCCUCCUCGGCGCGCUCGCGAACGCGCACGCCCGGUCGCCCCUGCGCGCGCGGACGUGCGCGGAGGUGUUCGCGGACGCGUCGCGUCACGCGGGAUUUGGCGCGACGAACGAUGGGUCCUCGCACGGGACGACGAAGACGCCGAGGACGAUGCCGGCGAGCGCGCUCGCGGACGCGAUCGCGCGGUGCGGAUCGAGCGUGAACGCGGCGUUCGGUGAAUCCUUGCUCUCGGCGAUCGCGGUGGAUGGGGAGGAAGAGGGGUCGGGGGACGCGCGCGUGGACGCGCUGGCGACGGCGGCGGCGCUGAGCGUCCUGUGCGGCGGCGCGCUCGAGGAGAAGGUGGGACUCAUGUUUCGAUGCGUCGACGUCGAUGGGGUGCUGGGGAUCACGGAGGAUCAAGCGAUGGCGUUCGCGCGGACGUGCGCGGAAGUUUUGGGGGCGGCGCUGGAGGACGCGGGCGAGGGGGAGAUGGAAUUGGGACGGUGCGUCGACGCGUGGGGGACGAUGGUGCGAGACCUGUUGCGGCGGCGGAGGGAUGACGAUCUCGGGUUGUUGACCGUGGACGAUUUUAAGGAUUUGAUGGCGCGGAUGCUGAAAGAUAUGGGGAAAUCAAGCGUGAACGCGACGGAUUCGGAGGACGCGAGAGAGGGACGCGCGGGGCGCAGGACGGCGCGGCUAAGCUCGUCGAGCGCACACGGGCGAACGUCGUUGGGAGGAAGCGAUGGCGGUGGCGGAAGUUUCUUCGACGCACCGAUCGUGCGGACCGGUUUAGAGUACCUCUCGUCGGCUAGCGGACACGGUGGGGCGUCGUCGUCGCCGACGCCGGCGAACGUCAUAGCCAGCGUGAUUCCCGCUCUCGUCCGGGGAUCCCAAAGCAGCCCGCAACAAGAGCGCCCGUCGUUGUCGCCGAGUUUGAAAGCCUUGGGGUCGAUCGGGUCAUCGGGUGUUUUGCCAUCGCCGGAGAAGCAACAUCGCGCCAGUUUGUCCACUGGGAGUACCGCAAACUUGUUUUCGAGCAUGAUUCCCGACGGCAUCGCCAACCUGCUCGGAGUCAAGAGUCCACAUUCCACGCGCGAAACGCUCAAGCGCGAAGUGGGUAUGACCGACGAAGAGUGGGAACACGCGCAGCUUUCCGCCGAGCUCGAGGCCGCGAGGAAGGAGACGGAUGAAACAGAGCUCACGCAAGCGGUUGAGGAGUCGACUUGGAGCAAUGUCGUCAUGCUCGUCAAGGAAAUCGUCAUCCGUCUGUUCCUGUUCAACACCGUAAAACUUCUACUCACGAUCGCUCUGUUGGGCGGCGACGCCGCACUUUGUGUUUAUGUCGUCAACCACUUUGGCGUGGUCGCCGGAUUAGGUUUCGUCGUCGUCAUCAACGUCGUGCUCAGCGUCAUUUUCAUCUGGUUCAUUGUCACCUUCAACAAGCGCGAGAAAGGGAAGGACAAUAUGCAGUUCGGCGCAAAUAUCAUGCAGAGUAUCCAUGACAUCGCCAAGUCCAAGACCAGGUUGGAUGGCUUGCUCUCCACCGACCGAGCGGAGUCCGACACCGACCACAUCUCGCCUCGCUCGUGGCAAGCCGAAGAACCAACGCCGAGAGCGUUCGGGCAGAUGAAAGAUGCCGCGGAUGAAAGGAGAUUCAGACGCACGGUCACGGGCACGAAGCUAGGCGAGCGCGUGUAG
Ostreococcus tauri is the source of this 1689-nucleotide messenger RNA. RefSeq names its product EF-hand domain pair. The record is from RefSeq and is a predicted model, not a curated record. The coding region runs from base 1 to 1689 and encodes 562 amino acids. NCBI's taxonomy places the organism in Eukaryota, Viridiplantae, Chlorophyta, Mamiellophyceae, Mamiellales, Bathycoccaceae. The transcript has a single exon.